AUGUUCUCCAUUGAAAGGCUUGACUCCUCCAAUGAGUCCUUCUGCUUGAGCUGUUCACGUACGAGUGAUAGUCGUCGCGAUAGAUCGCACACCAUUUCGAUAUCGCUGCGGGUCUUCCUCGGUAACGGUAAUGAUUCUCUUCGCAAGUUCACUCGUCGUUUUACAUUCAACGUUAACUCUGAGCUAUGUCGUACACCGUAGACGAAUUGUCCAAUUUGGCCGUCAACUGCCAUAUCUUUCAGCUUCUGCCAUACCUGAUCAAUUCGUUUGUCGAGGGUGAGCUUGUUUUCCAAGAGUCUGUCACGAUACCUCUUUUGA
Molecule: messenger RNA, 318 nt
Organism: Haemonchus placei
Lineage: Eukaryota; Metazoa; Nematoda; Chromadorea; Rhabditida; Trichostrongylidae
Source: the annotation of a GenBank genome assembly